GGGGGGGUUGUGGAUCUCUGGGGAUAAAAGGGACCGAGACACACUCGGGGAUUCACCCGCCUUUGCUCACAAGACGACGACGCCUCACCGCUCCUCACCUCAAGAGGCUCACAAUGGCCACUACGAGCAGUGCUCCAACCCGGAGCUCCUCAUUGCCGUGCCGUGUCGCUCUCCUACUGUCGGGCCUCAUCGCCCUCCUGGGUCCCGCGGCAUCCAGGAGUGCUCCUCUCGUCUGCCUACAGGCGUGCGAGAGCUGUCUGGAACCCGCCCAGCCCGAGCCGCUCUGCUGGAUGCAGUGCCUCGGGGAGUGCAGUCGCCUUGCGGCACCAUCUGCUGACGGCUCCGAGAUUGUGCUCCUUGGAGGAGGAGGAGGAGAUGAGGCGCCAGAGGGAGGAGAGGUCUCCGCCGACAAGCGGGUCCAGGAGAGCGCCGACGGCUACCGGAUGCAACACUUCCGCUGGGGACAGCCUCUGCCCGGCAAGAAGCGGCAGCCGGAGCAGAGCCAGGGGGUCCCUCUUGGCAUGGGGAGCGACGAAAACGCACGGGUGGUGAACGGAGGGCAGGCUUGGGACGAAGGGUGGACCCUCGACGACCAGGCAAACGAGGUGAACGCGCGGCAGUGGUCGGCGGCACCGUCCAAGAAGGACUCGACGCCUCUGAGCAUGCAGAAGGAGAACCCGGAGCUCUACCAGAUGAACCACUUUCGGUGGGGGCAGCCGCCGACGCACUUCAAGCAGAAGCGCUACGGCGGCUUCAUGCGCAAGUCGCCGGGCUACGCGCACCUGAAGCCGCUGGUCACGUUCUUCCGGGACGUCAUGAAGAACGACAGCCCGACAAUGCUCAAUAAUUAGGCGGCAGACCCCCCCCCCCCCCCACCGAGCGACGGAGCGAAGGGGAUCCAUGCGCGGGCGGGAGGUUGUUGCCACAGUUGCCGUGGCUGUUUUUGUUUUUGGGGAGGUAAUGCUGUAACAGCUCCGGUGCCUUAUAGUUUCUGGAGAAAAAGUGGCCCGUGAAAUUUCACGGUGAGAGUGCCCCCCCCCCCCACCCUUCCCCUGCAAAUCCCACCCCAAAACCUCCCGUUUCUCGGCACUUAUGACUGGGAUUGCUCAUCAUCAUACAACACUAUUCCCCGCCGUCAAUUUCUAUAACUCCAUAAGAAUAUAAUGGUGAAAAUUCUAGAUUUAAAGCUUUCGUGACUGCUAGGAUCCAUACUCUUUGGUUCUAUUGGGUAAAGUCACGUAAGUGAAAUAACGUGACCAAAGAGUAUAAUGGUGAAAGUUGUAUGGUUUAUUUUAUUUUUCGCCAAGGUCAAAAAAGGCCAUAGGGUGUGCAAAGCUCAUCGGUAGUACAACAGGGCCCUGGUUCUUUCCCGUCAGAUCGAGCCCCAUAUUUGACUGCACAAUGAAAACCAGUCCAAGUCAGCGCUGUGACUGAGACUGACUCACAGUUUCGAAGGAAUCGUCUAAAUAACUGAAAUGGAUUAAAAAAACACACCUACAGUGUGGUUGGUGGCUAGGUUUUUUACAGAUACAACCAAAGAGUGGACAGAAUGGCCUCGUGUUUACCACCACCGUUAUUACCAAACACUGCCUUACACGACUGAAAACUAUUGGAACACUCUGAGCAAUCGCCCUCAUUCACGAACGGUCAUAGUGUUUUUAAUAGGUUCAUUAUAGCUAUUCACAAAAAACGAAGUCUUCAACCCCACCACCUUAAAUAAAAGUCACAGAAAGCACGGCAUGAUUUGCGUGUCAAGCUGAAACAUUCGUGUGCAAUGGUGUGCUGGAAUUUGAAUUUGGUAAACGCCCGUGAUUUUUCUUCACCAGCACCAAUGCGGACAAGACAGCAUUGCCUGCGCAAUAAUGACCACCACCUCUCUGUCAACUGAUCCUCUCUCUUUAACAUCACACCCUCACCCGUAUGUAUCAACGUUGUACUCCCAAACACGCUCUGGCAUCACGCAUAAUGACCAAUAACAAACUCCCGAUGCGCAUUUAACUCCUCCGCGUGCGUUUGUCCUUCAGUCCGCUAGUUAUGACACUCUCUCGUUGUCGACACGCCACGUGCCUAUUUAUGUGCUCACUUGAAAUAAACACAUGUAACCCAC
Molecule: messenger RNA, 2107 nt
Organism: Petromyzon marinus (sea lamprey)
Lineage: Eukaryota; Metazoa; Chordata; Hyperoartia; Petromyzontiformes; Petromyzontidae
Gene: POM
Product: pro-opiomelanocortin
Biological process (GO): regulation of corticosterone secretion
Cellular component (GO): secretory granule; extracellular region
Molecular function (GO): hormone activity; G protein-coupled receptor binding
Source: RefSeq, a predicted model, not a curated record